CCCGUGCCCGAGCGGCGGAACGGCCCCGGCGGCGCAAAAUGGCCACGGCGCUGCACAAGCCCCUCAAAUGCCUGGGGGAGGAGUUUUACCGCGAGGCGCUGGAGCACUGUCGCAGCUACAACUCGCGGCUGUGCGCGGAGCGGAGCCUCCGCCUCCCGUUCCUGGAUGCUCAGACAGGCGUGGCCCAGAGCGACUGUUAUAUCUGGAUGGAGAAGACCCACCGAGGGCCUGGCUCAGCCCCGGGUCAGAUUUACACGUACCCAGCUCGUUGUUGGCGCAAGAAACGCCGACUCAGCAUUUUGGAGGACCCACGGCUGCGCCCCUGUGAGUACCCUCCAGACUGCGACGCCCCCCUUAAGAAAGAAGGGGGGGUAUUACCCGAGGGACUCCUGGAGGCGUUGCUUUGUGCUGAGGCUGGGGAGAAGAAGGUGGAGCUGAAAGAAGAGGAGACAACGCUGGAGUGUGCG
Molecule: messenger RNA, 467 nt
Organism: Colius striatus (speckled mousebird)
Lineage: Eukaryota; Metazoa; Chordata; Aves; Coliiformes; Coliidae
Product: zinc finger protein neuro-d4-like
Cellular component (GO): nucleus
Source: RefSeq, a predicted model, not a curated record